AUGGGUGUUGAAGAGGAUCUGCAGUCGAUUCUGCAAAUGCAAGUGGUUCCUAUUAAAGAGGGGAUUGAUGUUCAAAGUGAUUCUCAGUCACAGCAGUUUGUUCCAAAAACGAAAGUCAGCAUGUGUUAUAUAUGUGGAACUGUGUUGUUCGACGAGAAGGGCCAAGUGUUGCUGAUUCAGGAAGCCAAGAAAUCUUGCCUGGGUACUUGGUACCUCCCUGCAGGAAGGCUGGAACCAGGGGAGACAAUUAUUGAAGGGGCAAAGCGAGAGGUAAGGGAGGAAGCAGGCCUUGAGUGUGAUUUGACAACACUGCUGUGCAUUGAAAUAAAUAGUUAUAAGUGGAUGCGGUUUACAUUCCUUGGCAAGAUCACAGGUGGAAGACUAAAGACAGUAGAUGAGAAAGAUAAUGAAUCUUUACAAGCAAAGUUUUUCAGUAAAGAAGAUCUGCAACAAUCUCAGUCCUCUCUCAGACAUAACGAUAUAUUGAAACUGAUAGAGUUAGGCAGAAAGUAUCUGGAAGCUAGUUCAUCUCCCUCAUUGAAUAUGCUGCCUGUGAUAGCUCCGCACAAACUGUUAGUGCACAGAGUGGUUAUAAUUGAUCGUUCUUUGGCAAGCACACAGGCAAUACAUUUACUAGCAAGGAAAGGAAGUGAUAACCACAUCCCAACAGCUCUAAUCAACCACAACAAAGAAGCUUCCAUUGCUGUGUCUGUGUACGCUAUUUUGAGGGAUGCCUUCACAGCAAACUUUAGUGCAGUGUCUGUCCGAAUGUGUGGUGUCUUGGGCAUUGAACACAGAGGCACUGGUCCAGAUGAAGACGGUAUUUGUAUCACCAGCCUUGUGAGUCUGGAUCUGUCAAAUGACCUUCCCCCACCUGCCACAACAUCACAGAAAUAUCUCUGGUGCACGGUUAAACACGCAGACCUGAAAGAGAGGCUAGAACAGGCAACAAAAGGAAAGAUUGUUCCAUUGCUAUAA
Messenger RNA from Candidula unifasciata, 978 nucleotides. Lineage: Eukaryota; Metazoa; Mollusca; Gastropoda; Stylommatophora; Geomitridae. The record is from the annotation of a GenBank genome assembly.